AUGACAUCUCGGCGGGGCGGGAGCGAGGGGUAUAAAAGUCCUCCCAGCCCUCCGAGCAGCGGUUCGGAGGACAAUGGCUUUACGAACCGACCCCGCGUGGCUGGGCUCUACGUGAAGAACUUGAGCAGAGAGGAAUUGGAUGAGUUGGCCAAGGAGGGAAUUUAUGGACCUACUGGGAAUCCGAACGACCGACCCAGAGACGGCGGUAGUCAGAGGAGUCUCAAUAUUCUAGGAAGCAGCCGAGACUUGGACAGUCAGGAUCAUUUCAGAGGAGCGACUUCCAGAACACCUCAGCCACCCAGAAGAUCUGGCAUCGCAGUUAAACAUCGAGAACCUGAUGGUAAAUUAUCAGAGACUUUAGCGCGGAAGGAUCAUCAUGGCUCGCUCCCGACGGAAAGGGAUUGGUCGAGACGCCCGGAGGAUCACCCUGGGCAGACUUUGUCGGAAAGAUCCGCUCGAGGAUCUUCCGAGUUUCCUAUCGGCUGGAGAGAGUCGUUACGACCCAGCGUCAGUGCAUCGCCUAGAGAAAGUUCCAUUGAUGUGCAGAUUACCGAUGAAGAUCUCAGGAUGGCUGCUGGACAGCGCCAUUUCAGGGAAACCCCGAAGCGUCCUGAAGUACCCUCGCGUCAUAUCAUCUCGUCGACGGAACCUAGUGAGGACCAGGGCCAAUCACCACCGCCAUAUGCGGGUUUAAGUCCUCCUACGUAUACCGAAUACGAGGAACCGAGCUCGCGAGCAUUGAAGAUUUGUCCAAAAACUGCAACGAGAAUCUAUCAAGCUGACGACAAGGAACAUACAAGUUCGCCAUAUGAACGUUCGAGCUCGCCAUCGUUAAAGGAAGACAAGGAAUCUCUCUUUUCGCAAACGAAUGCCAAGUCAGAUUCGCGCGCCGAUACCGACAAAGCGGAUGAAAUUACGAGUCCGUCAGGAACGGAGAAGUUAACUUCACCAGAAUCCAAAAAGAGUGAAUCUCCGCCGAUGAAGAGAAUUGGUUCCAGGACGCAGGACAGCAUGAGAUUGCGGCCACCAUUGGCCGGAACCGCUGGCACUUCUGCUGAUUCCGGCACCGGCGAUUCCGGAAGCGCAGAGAUCCAAGCGGACGUCGUGACACCGCAGACAGCGUCGAAUGACAUUCUCGAUACCAAGGAAUCUAAGAUCGAAAGCAGGUCAUUCGGCGCGAGAACUCCCAGCAGCAAGGGCGGCAAACAAACAGUCAAGCCAUUCACGAAAGAGAGCAGAUUGGAGAACAAGACUGUACAAUUAGUGCGCGAAUAUGGUUUUCAACCGAAGAAAAAGAUGUCGGUAGAGGAUGGCGCGGUACUGCCAAACAAGUUCGAACCAUUUCCGAACAAUCUCUACGGCAGGCCGUUGGAAGAGAUCGACAAUUUUAUCUACGAUGAGACGUUCUGCGUGGUAUCCAAGAGGUUCCGCAAAAAUUACAUUCAUAGGUUUACGGCGACCAACAGUUGGUUUAUAUUCUCUCCAUGGAAUCCUAUACGGCGGUGCUGUAUCUUCCUAAGUACAAAUCAGUACUUCGAUUAUGUGGUCAUGGCUACUAUCCUUCUUAACUGCGUCUUCCUAGCCAUGACCGAGACCUUUGACGAUGCCGAAUUAAUCUUCCUAGCCAUAUAUACGGCGGAAAUGGUGAUAAAAUCAAUCGCGAAGGGAUUUAUACUGAAUAAGUACACUUAUUUGAGGAAUCCCUGGAAUUGGUUAGACUUCGUUGUGAUUACCAGCGGAUAUGCCACUAUUGGGAUGGCAGUCGGAAAUCUGGCCGGUCUCAGGACGUUCAGGGUGUUGAGAGCACUUAAGACUGUAUCCAUUAUGCCAGGUCUAAAAACUAUCAUCAACGCGCUGUUACACAGUUUCAAACAACUUGCCGAAGUAAUGACGCUGACGAUUUUCUGUCUGAUGGUUUUUGCAUUGUUUGCCUUGCAAGUUUAUAUGGGUGAACUUAGAAAUAAGUGUGUGAAGCAACAAGAGCCAAAUACGACGCAAAUCGACUGGAGGGAGUGGACUUGGAACUCAUCCAACUGGGCGUUCAACGAGGACGAGGAGCCGAUCAUCUGCGGCAACGUAACCGGCGCCAGACACUGCAACGAAAGCUAUACUUGUCUCUGCGUUGGUCCUAAUCCAAACCACGGUUACACCAACUUCGAUAAUUUCCUGUGGUCGAUGCUCACGACCUUUCAACUGAUUACCUUGGAUUACUGGGAGGAUGUCUACAACAAGGUAUUAUCGGCAUGCGGACCUAUUAGUGUCACAUUCUUUACGGUCGUCGUUUUCUUUGGAUCAUUUUAUUUAUUAAACUUGAUGCUGGCUGUCGUGGCGUUGAGUUACGAGGAAGAAGCUGAGAUUACAAAUGAGGAACGAAGAAAAGACUUGACGGAUCAUCGCGAAGACUCAACGUUUAGUUUCGAUCCAUCAAAAAUCAAUAUUAAGACACUGACAAAAAAUAAACAAAAAAGAAUUGAUGCCCGUAAAGGAGUUUUGCUCAGCAGUUACACAAGGAAAAAGACGCGUAGAAGAAAGCGCGGGAGGAGCAGCAUUGGCCAGGAAAAAAACGGUGGUGCACGCAGCAGGUCUAUGACGCCCAGUCCAAGUCCAAGUCCCAGGCACUCUAGUGUACGACCUUCUCACUUGCCGCUUCAGAACAUUAGCCCCAGACCGUUGGAACCCAAUACGGUUCAUCGGUUAGCGCCAAAUCGGGGUAUGUUACAUUCCAGACAAGCCAGCAACAAUAGCAAUCAGCAGUCAUCUUUGGAUGACUCCGGGGUAGUAGAUGAUCAUGACGGCGACGAUGUCACGUCCGCUGAGGAGCAUGACAAGCGCGAGUUGCGGGAGCAUCGUGUAGAGAAGUCACAGGAGAAAUCCCCAAAGGAACACGGCAGAAUUCAACCGAUCCAACAAAUGCGCCCGGAUUGCCCACCGGCGCCGGUCACCGUGUCAGUGAGGACCGGCAAUCGAGAGAUUCGAGUGCUCAAAUGCAACGGGCUCAAAACCAAGAAACAUAUGUACGCGCUACCGCCAGAGUACCUGUCGCACAUUGUAGUUUUAGACGAUCUUCCAGAUAGAAAUUGCGAUAAGUGUAUUCAAUGCUGCGUUGAUUACGAAGGAUGGCUAAGAUUUCAGAAUUGUCUAUAUAAGGUGGUGAGAGAUCCCCUGUUCGAGUUAAUGAUCACCCUUUGUAUCGUCUUGAACACCGGUUUCCUGGCGAUGGAGCAUCACGGCAUGAGCGAGUCGAUACGGCAGGCACUCAACAUCGGCAACAAGGUAUUCACCAGUAUCUUCACAUUCGAAUGCUUCCUGAAGCUCUUGGCGUUGAGCAAGGAUUUCUUCAACAAUGGCUGGAACAAUUUCGACUUGAUUAUCGUUUCUGCGUCGCUUAUCGAUUUAACAUUCGAAUUGGUAGAUGGCUUGUCGGUGAUACGCGGUCUCAGACUUUUACGUGUUUUAAAGCUCGCGCAAUCCUGGACGACCAUGAAGGUUCUUCUCAGCAUUAUCAUUUCGACAAUAGGCGCGCUCGGUAAUUUGACUUUCGUGUUGGUGAUUGUGAUUUAUAUAUUCGCUGUGAUCGGCAUGCAGCUGUUUAGCAAAGACUACACCUUCGACAAGUUCUAUCCGGAUCCGGUGCCGCGAUGGAAUUUCAACGAUUUCUUUCAUUCGUUCAUGAUGAUAUUCCGCAUUCUGUGCGGCGAGUGGAUCGAACCAUUAUGGGACUGCAUGCGUGCGGAAAGAGACGAUGGGCCGGGUACGUGUUUCGCGAUUUUCCUGCCGGCUCUAGUGAUGGGCAACUUUAUGGUUCUCAAUCUCUUUUUGGCGUUGUUGCUCAACAGCUUCAAUUCCGAAGAGUUAAAACAGAAAAAGGAGGAAGUCGGCGAGGAAUCGAAGCUCGCGCGUUCGUUCGAUCGCAUACGGUCGAUCGUGCGUAAACAGAAGCAUCGGAAGGAGAAUUCGGAGAAUGAGAAGAAUAUUCGAUUAGAGCAGAUCGUGCGCGAGGUAAUGGACAAGUCUGAUAAGGAGAAGUACGCGAUUCAAGAGACCGUGCUGAGCCUUCCCAAAGACAAUAUUUAUAAUAGAUCAUAUCAGGAGAGUCUCAAUCAGCCGGUCUUUACUUACGAUCCGAUCUAUCGUCAGGCCACUCUCACCACUUACAGUCAGAGCAAUCAGGAAACAAUCAAGGAGAAUAAAAAACUGACCGAAAAGAGCAAUAGCAACGAGACCAAUCCCGAAGAGAAUAUAGAGUUAGAGGUGCUCAAGGACGUCAACCCGGACGAGGAAGUAGCCAUGCUGCCAGAGGAAAAGCUGGCCAUUCGAAACGACGAAAAUAUAGGAAAACGUCCUUGGCAUGCUCUCGUGAGUUACGUGGACGAGCUUACGGUCGGAGGCAGAAGGGAUAGUAAAGGAAGGUACAUCGACGGAAUGGGUUCGUUUCCCGGGUUCGGCAGGAAUAAGAAGAAUAAAGAGCCGCUUGAUUGCUUUCCCCAGCACUUCUAUCAGAAGUGCAGCUGUAUCAAUCGUUGCCUCGCCACGGAUCUCGGCAAAAAAUGGAUAAGAAUCCGUACGGUCGUUCUAUCGGUCGUGGAUACGCCAGCUUUCGAAUGGAUGAUCCUAGUUUUAAUUUUCGCAUCUUCCAUAACGCUGUGCUUCGAGGACAUCUACUUAGACGACAAUCCUUUUUUGAAAAAGAUUCUCUAUUGGACCAACCUUGGCUUUUGCGCACUUUUUAGCGUCGAAAUGCUCCUAAAAUGGCUAGCUUUAGGCUUCUGUAAAUACUUCACCAGUUUCUGGACAAUCCUGGAUUUUAUAAUCGUUUUCGUAUCCAUGUUUAGCCUUUUAAUAGAAGAAAAUGAAAACCUUAAAGUGUUACGAUCACUGAGGACACUACGCGCCCUGAGGCCGCUAAGGGCGAUUUCAAGAUGGCAAGGCAUGAGGAUCGUAGUGAACGCGUUGAUGUAUGCGAUACCUAGUAUAUUCAACGUGCUCCUCGUCUGUCUCGUGUUCUGGCUUAUUUUUUCGAUAAUGGGUGUCCAGUUUUUCGGCGGCAAAUUCUUCAAGUGCGUUGACGAGUACGGAGAAAUGCUGGAUAUUUCGAUAGUGAACACCAAGGAGGAAUGUUUCAGCAAGAAUUAUUCCUGGCAGAAUAGUAAAAUUACUUUCGAUCAUGUUGGCAUCGCUUACUUAGCUUUGUUUCAAGUGGCUACUUUCGAGGGUUGGAUGGAGGUAAUGGAGGACGCUGUAGAUGCGAGAGGAGUAGAUUUGCAACCGCAAAGAGAGGCAAAUCUGUACGCCUAUCUCUACUUCGUUAUAUUCAUCGUAUGUGGUUCAUUUUUCACACUCAAUCUUUUUAUUGGAGUGAUCAUAGACAAUUUCAACAUGCUGAAGAAAAAGUAUGAAGGUGGGGUGUUAGAAAUGUUUUUGACGGAAAGUCAAAAACACUACUACACUGCCAUGAAAAAACUCGGCCGUAAAAAGCCACAAAAAGUUAUAAAACGUCCGAUGAACCAAUUCCUCGCAAUGUUCUACGACCUGUCCAAUUCUCGCAGAUUUGAAAUAGCUAUCUUCGUUUUGAUAUUUCUCAACAUGCUGACGAUGGGGAUCGAGCAUUACAAUCAGCCUCAUCCCAUCUUUUUUGUCCUCGAAGUGUCGAACGCGUUUUUCACGACCGUUUUCGGCUUGGAGGCGAUCGUCAAAAUAAUAGGUCUGCGUUAUCAUUAUUUCACGGUGCCGUGGAAUCUGUUUGACUUCUUACUUGUAUUGGCGUCCAUCCUGGGUAUUCUAAUGGAAGAUAUUAUGAUGGAUUUCCCUGUGUCCCCGACGCUCUUGCGAGUCGUGAGGGUGUUCAGAAUCGGCAGAAUCUUGAGGCUCAUUAAAGCUGCGAAAGGUAUCCGCAAGCUACUCUUCGCUCUUGUCGUCAGUCUUCCAGCACUUUUCAACAUUGGGGCCCUGUUGGCCCUAAUCACAUUUAUCUACGCCAUCAUCGGCAUGUCUGUUUUCGGGCACGUCAGGAAACAAGGCGCAUUGGACGAUAUGGUGAAUUUCGAAACGUUUGGUAGAAGUAUGCAGCUACUGUUCCGUUUAAUGACUUCGGCUGGCUGGAAUGAUGUGUUGGAGUCGUUGAUGGUGCAACCACCUGAAUGCGAUCCUACACCGAACAGUCGACAGAUGAACGGAGAUUGCGGAUAUCCCUUGCUAGCUAUCACAUACUUCACAUCGUUUAUCAUCAUUAGUUACAUGAUAGUCAUCAAUAUGUACAUCGCCAUCAUCUUAGAGAAUUUCAAUCAAGCUCAUCAAGAGGAGGAGAUUGGUAUCGUCGAAGAUGACUUAGAGAUGUUCUACAUCCGAUGGUCGAAGUACGAUCCACAUGCAACACAAUUUAUUAGCUUCUCGCAGUUGAGCGACUUUAUAGCAAGCCUGGACCCGCCGCUGGGAAUAUCAAAGCCCAACGUGGUAGCGUUGGUUAGCUUUAAUCUUCCCAUCGCAAAGGGUAACAAGAUUCAUUGUCUGGACAUCUUGCAUGCGCUCGUCAAGCACGUUCUUGGGCACGUCGAGGAAUCAGAUGACUUCAGGAAGCUGCAAGAACAGAUGGAUGUUAAGUUCAAAAAGCAGUUUCCAACUAGAAAAGAAUUGGAGAUAGUGUCUUCCACGAGAAUCUGGAAGCGACAAGACAAAGCUGCCAGGUUGAUUCAACGUUCCAUAAGAGAGUACAUUGCGAUGAAGAAGGAGCGUGAAAGAAUCGCUCAGGAGGUGGACUCGCAGACGCAGACCUCGAGCCCAGGUGGUGUGGAUGGUAGGAGCGGAAGUGGAUGGGGCGGUAAGCUGUCAGCUCUGCUACAUGUGCACCGGGGUAGCCGGGCCAGUAGCCGCAAGUCCUCCAGGGCCAGCGACGCCAGCGACCUCAGCGAACUCGGCACCGCUUCGGCGUGGUUAUUCCCGAAUCUUCCUCUGCUGUUGCUCUCCGGCGCCACCGGAACCCACGAGGACCUGCCACCCCCGGCACUGACCGUGUCCCGUCCCUCACCAACCGCUGAUCAACCCUCCGCAACCUCCAGCUCUGGCUCGGAUUCUCAUAUUACUAUCAGAUCGUUGGGUCCCACGCUGGGCCGGCAGGACGCAGUGGAGAAGUAUCCGGAGGACGACGUACUCAGUCCACCAACUUCGAAGCGCAGCUCCCUGCGGCCGAGCGGUACUACUCUCUCGUUGAAUACGCUGCAACGGGAUAUCAAGGAAGCGUUUAACCGACGAUGUAGUAGUCUGAGGCGACGGACACCACCGCCAGAACCAGUGCAACUACCAGUCGAGAGUAGUGACGUGAGUAUCCUGGUGACGGAACCCAGUCCGGAGAACACGGCACCGCCCUCGAGGCCACCGCUGAUUAGGCAGCAGUCGGAGGCAACGGUGGUGCACGUUCUAGUGCACAGGGAAAGCGAGGAAUAUCAAGACACAUCAGAUGAUAGCUGA
Messenger RNA from Atta colombica, 7461 nucleotides. It is a transcript of the gene NaCP60E, whose product is annotated as sodium channel protein 60E. Lineage: Eukaryota; Metazoa; Arthropoda; Insecta; Hymenoptera; Formicidae. The record is from RefSeq and is a predicted model, not a curated record. The transcript has 21 exons. Gene Ontology annotation, cellular component: voltage-gated sodium channel complex; plasma membrane. The coding region runs from base 1 to 7461 and encodes 2486 amino acids. Gene Ontology annotation, biological process: neuronal action potential; membrane depolarization during action potential; sodium ion transmembrane transport. Gene Ontology annotation, molecular function: voltage-gated sodium channel activity.